GCAUCACUCUUUGAUAUAUGUUAAUGAUACGGAAACUUUUAAGACAUUGGUCAAAACUGAUUCCAUAUAUUUGCUACUACGUUAGUGAGCUCGCAUGCGGAAAAGUUGAGAGGAAUUGAGAAUUUCCUGAAAGAAAGAGAAAGCGUCAACUCUGCGAAGUCGAAACGGUAGGCUAAAUGUUGGGUUGAGGACUGACAAUUUCGAGGAAACCCAGUGUCCAAGUCCUGUUUUCUUCCAUAUGAAUUUCCAUGACUUCUCAAUAGCAUUUCCAGUAGUUCAUGAUUAAUGUUUAAGGAUUUUUUGUUUAUUUUAGUUGUAAUGAUUUGACAGACGAUCUCAAAAAAUCCUUUACUCAAAUAAAUACUUUACAACUGCAUUAUUAGAAAAUACAUAGACAUUUCUAUGACGUUGACAGUGAACCCGCAUGACAGUAAAAGAGGGCGAAUCAGGGUAUAAUCGAGACUUUCUUGUCAUUGGGACAAUGCAUGAGAUAAAUCAAAGUUUGAGGAUUUAUGUGCUUAAUUAUGUCUGAACAACUGUUUUUUUCAUUCUUUUUUUUUAAAUAAUUAUAUAAUAGGUCAUCAGUAAUAUUAAAUGUGAUGAAUCAAUGUGAAUGUUCUGUGGCACAUAUAUGUAAAAAUCACAGUCAUAUAGUGGAAUUUGAUUUUUUGUUGUUGUUGUUGUUGUUGUUUUAAUGUGUUUUUUUUUUUUUUUUUUUAAGGUUUACAGCAACCAAAAGGGGAACUGCUCUUUGUUUUGGGCAAUAUUACUACUGCGAACACAGCAAAACAAAUAGGCUACUAUUUAUAUAGAUAGAUAGAUAGAUCUGUGCAACCACAAAUUGCUUCAUUGGCAAAAAGGAACGUGAUCUUGUUUUUUCCUCUCUCUGUUUACUUUAUCUCCACAGCAAAUACGAGAAACAACACCGUUAACUUUGAACCAAAUGGCCACUCUUGUCCCUACAAAACCCUCAGCCCUAUCUGGACCAGUUCAGUCUUCCAUCCCACCCGCUGUGCCUUCCACAGCACCCCUGUCCCUGUCCAGUCAGAUCGGGAUGGCUAUCUUGGUCAUUGCCUUCGUGUUUGGUUUCCCCGGGAACCUGUUUGUGGUUUGGUCGGUUCUGUGUCGAGUGCGUCGCCGCUCCGUUACAUGCCUGCUGAUCCUGAAUCUGGCCAUGGCGGAUGCGCUGGUUCUCCUGAGCGCUCCGCUGUUCCUCCGCUUCCUGGCAAAAAGACUACACUGGGAGUUUGGAGCUGCCCUGUGUAAGACGAUCCAUUACCUGUGCUGCGUCAACAUGUACGUUUCCAUCUACCUGAUCUGCCUGAUGAGCAUGGACCGCUGGCUGGCCGUCGCAAAGCCGUUUCUGUCUCAGAGGUUGAGGACCAAGAAAAGGCUCCUGUCCAUCAUGUUGGGCAUCUGGGUGAUGGCUUUUCUGAUGGCUUUGCCCAUGCCGUUCUAUCGUAUCGUGAGGCCAUUCCGUCCAGGUAUGCAUGUGUGUAUGCCGUAUCACUGGGAGAGCGACACUCAUGAAAUCUUUCAGUACCUGUCUGAGACUAUCCUGGGCUUCCUGCUGCCCUUCACCUUCAUCCUGUUCUGCUACAUCUCAGUGAUCUGUCGUCUGCGUAGCGCCAUGUUCCAGCGCAAAGGAAGAGGAAACGCCCUCAUCCUCAUCAUCAUCGCUGCGUUCACCGUCUUCUGGCUGCCGUAUCACCUCAUCAACAUCCUACAGGUGAUUGGUGUGAUGCAGGGCUCCUCCUCUUCUGUUUUAAAAGCAGCGAAAGUGGCCCGUCCUAACGUGACGGCGUUCGCCUUCAUGAGCAGCAGCGUGAACCCCGUCCUGUACGUGUUUGCCGGCAGCUCUCACAUCCGUCAGGCUGGUCUGGGCUUCAUGGCCAAACUCUUCGAAGGAACCAACUCGGAGUCGGCCACCACCCGCAGCAGUCGCGGCUCUAAUGCAGAGAUCUCUGUUUUCACCAAGCUGUCCGUCAAACUGAGUCGUAAAGGAGACAGAGCCGAGACCCCUGGUGGUGAAGAUGAGACCAUGGCAGACGUGUAAAACAGAGAUGAGAUGAAGACCUUCAACACCCUGCAUUAAAGUGCUCAUAUCGUGUAUUUAUUCUCCUGAGGUCCAUUUAUAAUGUUAGCAAAUGUCAUUGGACUCUCAGCAUCCCAACUGAAAUAUCAUCUUCUGCUGCUGUUUCAGAAUAAAAGUGUCUUAUAUUCUCUGUCUAAAUACUUGAUUGUGAUUGGCUGGAAUGUGAGCAUUAAAAAUUGUUACUUUUUUUUUUUUAGAAGAUUUUGUUUAUGAAAAGUCUAAAUGUGUUUCAUUUCAUACUCCUACAGUUUACUGUAUGUUUUUAUUAGUUUGUUUAGAAAACAUAAACAUGUAUACACAUCCUCGUUUGUUUGCUGAUGUCCACACCACACUUAGACAUUCAGGCUGGACUAUUUACAUAUCUGACGUGAAACAGAAAGAUAAGCAGUGUUAUUGAUCUUAUCUGUUAGUCUUAUUUGUUAGACUUAUUAGUUUGACUCCGAAAAUCAUCAAUUAACAUAUCCAAUGCAAACCAAUGUUUUUUUUUUGUUGUUUGUUUUUUUUUAAAAACUGUCUUCAAUAUAUUUUUAAAUAGUAUGUCAAUGUAUUUUUCUUACUAUCAUGUUAAGCAAAUUGUAAACAUUUGCGAUAAUAAAUGUAGAUAAUGAUUGUUUAAUUGUG
Onychostoma macrolepis is the source of this 2716-nucleotide messenger RNA. RefSeq names its product leukotriene B4 receptor (gene ltb4r). Lineage: Eukaryota; Metazoa; Chordata; Actinopteri; Cypriniformes; Cyprinidae. The transcript has 4 exons. The coding region runs from base 944 to 2056 and encodes 370 amino acids. The record is from RefSeq and is a predicted model, not a curated record. Gene Ontology annotation, cellular component: plasma membrane. Gene Ontology annotation, biological process: positive regulation of cytosolic calcium ion concentration; phospholipase C-activating G protein-coupled receptor signaling pathway; complement receptor mediated signaling pathway. Gene Ontology annotation, molecular function: leukotriene receptor activity; complement receptor activity.